AAAAAUAUGAUUACUACACUCAAAAAGAAAAGAAAAAAAUCGGAAAUAAAGCUACACUUAAUAAAAAUAAUCUUACAGUAGUUACUGAACUAGGCACAAUGGAUAUUAUGGCUGCUGUUCGUCAGGAUCGAUUGAACUUAUUAUCUGGUUCAAGUGAAGGAAAAAUUCAUGCACGCUUAUAUGAUCUUAAGCCAGAUUCAACAUGUGAAUUUGUUCCUAUUAUAAGUAAAGAUCGUGUACAAUUCAUAUGUGAGUCUAAUUCAUUUCGUUUCAUUGCAUAUUUGGGUUCUGUAUUAGAGGAACAUCAUAGUACUUCUCGUUGGUUAGGAAAAAUACUAAAAUUAGGAGAUCUUCAAUAUGCAACAUAUUUUCAUUUUGUUGAAAAGUCCUGUGAAUUUGAACAAUCUAUUAAAGAAGCUGAAAAAAUUAUGCGGAUGAGAAAAA
This is a messenger RNA of Funneliformis mosseae, 444 nucleotides long. NCBI's taxonomy places the organism in Eukaryota, Fungi, Glomeromycota, Glomeromycetes, Glomerales, Glomeraceae. The record is from the annotation of a GenBank genome assembly.